This is a messenger RNA of Papaver somniferum (opium poppy), 1167 nucleotides long. Its product is annotated as vestitone reductase-like. The transcript has 4 exons. The coding region runs from base 33 to 1025 and encodes 330 amino acids. Gene Ontology annotation, molecular function: oxidoreductase activity, acting on the CH-OH group of donors, NAD or NADP as acceptor. Lineage: Eukaryota; Viridiplantae; Streptophyta; Magnoliopsida; Ranunculales; Papaveraceae. The record is from RefSeq and is a predicted model, not a curated record.
GUUCCAUUCAUUGAAAAUUAGAGAGGAAAAAGAUGGAAGGUGGCGGAAAUGGAACGGAGAAAGGUAUGGUAUGUGUAACUGGUGGCGCAGGAUACAUAGGUUCAUGGUUGAUCAUGCGACUUCUCGAACGUGGCUACUCUGUCCGAGCCACCGUCCGAUUAGACCCUGAAAGGAAGAGGGACAUAAGUCAUCUUACGAAUCUACCAGGAGCAUCAGAGAGGCUUCAUAUCUUUAACGCUGAUCUCGCAAAACUUACUAGUUUUGAUGAAGCCAUAGAUGGAUGCGUUGGUGUUUUUCACGUAGCUUACCCGAUCAACAUUGAAGAAAAUGAAGCAGAUGAUGCCACAGUGAAAACACUCGUAGAUGGAAGUCUAGACAUAUUAAAAGCAUGUUUGAAAUCAAAGACAGUAAAGAGAGUUGUAUAUACUUCUACUGCAGCUGCAGUUGUGGCAAACAAAACGGGCCUCAUGGAAGUGGAUGAGAACUCAUGGAGUGAUGUUGAAUUCUGUAGGAAUAUCAAAAUUCAAGCCAGUUCGUACAUCAUACCUAAAACUUUGAUCGAACAAGAAGUACUAAAAUUUGGAGAAGAAAAUGGUCUGGAUGUUGUUUCAAUCAUUCCACCAAUGGUUGUUGGUCCUUUUACCUGUCCUCAUCUUCCUGGCUCCAUUUCCCUAUCUUUGGCCAUGCUCUUGGGUAACAGAUAUGGACUUGGUUUUAAAGCAACACAAAUGGUGCACAUAGAUGACAUAGUUGCUGGGCAUAUAUUUCUGUUCGAAUGCCCUAAUGCGAAAGGACGGUACAUAUGCUCUUCCCAUGAGACAUCUGUUCAUGCCUUCGCCAAAGUGCUUUCUGCUAGUUACCCGGUAUUCGAAAUGCCGGCAAAGUUGCUAAGUGAGACCAAGGAAGAAAAGGCUGUUCAUCUUUCUCCAAAGAAGCUUCUAAGUUUGGGAUUCAAUUUUAGAUAUGAUCUCAAGGAUAUGGUUGACGGAGCCAUUCAAAGCUGUAAAGAAAAGGGUUUCUUGUAGAUUUCCUUUGGUUUGGAAAGUUUUAAGUGCUGUGUUAAGCCAAUUGUUUUGGUUAUUACCUACUUUUAUUCUUGUAUGCUCGUUAUUUUUCACCUGUCUUCUGCUUUUUGUUUGGACGAUAAAAAAACCAAAGACACUUCAA